Molecule: messenger RNA, 1614 nt
Organism: Drosophila eugracilis
Lineage: Eukaryota; Metazoa; Arthropoda; Insecta; Diptera; Drosophilidae
Exons: 3
Coding region: 162-605 (147 amino acids)
Source: RefSeq, a predicted model, not a curated record
CGCCACACUCGAUCUUCGUUUUAUAAAGGUUUCCUUUGUUGCAGUCGACGUCUGGCAGUUCCAGCAUCAGCAUCAUCGGUCACUCGGCUAUUGAUAUUCGAUAUUCGAUAUUUGAUUAUAUUUUUCUUCUAAACGAUCUCUUUGAGUUUCAUUCACUCAAAAUGUUAGGCAUACGCAGUGUGGUCUUUGUUCUGCUGAUCGUUAUUUUGGCUAUCGUUUUGGUAGUCGCUAAACAGGAGAGUUCAUCGCGUCAAUUUGGUGGCCAGAAUUUUGGCAAUGGCCUGGGUGGUCCCUCAUUUGGUUCCGGAGCUGGUUUCGGUGGCCCGGGACCCGUCGUUGCCGGAUAUCCGGGACAGGGCUAUGGGCCACCGGCAGCACUACCGCAGCAGCCGCCCGGCGGUGGUGGUUGCCCGCUGUGCGAUUCGUCGGUUUAUUCAUAUUGCUCCCACAAGAUGGUGCACGAUGCCUGUUGCUGUGAUUUUCCAGGCGGUGCCCCACAGUUGAGACCGCCCCAGUGUUUGUACUACGACUGCUCGCUGCUAUAUGCCAAAUCCUGUUACGAGCACGCCCUCAUCAAGAACUGCUGCUGCAAUAAUCCCUACUGAGGUGGAGAGUACGGGAGAGCCGAAUGCCGAUUGCCGAUUGCCGAGUGAUUUGUUUGCACUUUUGCCUUAAUUUAUUUAUUCAAUCGAUUUAAAAUGACACGCCCGCCCGCUAGCUGUGGGCAGCUUAAUUUUUAAAUCAAAUUCCCGCGAAAUGCAACAUUAAAUUAAGUAAAUUAUUUGAAAACCAGAAACGAAUGCUGUUCGCUUUGAUUACUGUCUAAAUGGGGGAAACUGAGGCGGCCCACCUGCGAGUGUUUUAAUUGAGUUUUUAUAAUUAGCAAAGAAAAAUAUAAAAUUUAUUAAAUGUUUAAUGUUAAUUUAUAUUGAUUUAAGAACUGCAAGAAAAGGGAAAUCAAUAUUUGAAAUGGAAGAAAAGUUAUCUUUAUUUUUGUUUUCUGCUUAAUUUUAAAUAUAAUAAAAAUCAAACAUAAAGCAUAUUUAGCCUAGCCUGCCCCCCACUUGACCUAACCAACUAACUAACUUCAUAAUUUCAUAAAUAAAUAUUUUCAAACUACAUUUACAACUCUGCGAUUAUCAUUAAAGCCUUGUUUUAAUGAGCUUAACAAAAUGCCGAGCCAGCCAUUACAUUUGGCUGCCAAAAACUUUAGCCCUGUUUUUUUUUUUUUUUUUUUUGGGCAAAACAUGAUUUAAUUUCUGUUUUGUUUCUUUUUUUUCGGUCUAAGCCGUAAAUUAAAUACAUUCUGCAGCUGCAUUGGUGGGCUGCUAGCUGCUAGCUUGCUUGUUCGCCGGGAUUAUGAGGCAUUAAAAAUGUGUUCAAUUAAUUCAUGGCUUUUGUUUUCAUUUCACCUACUCGCUGUGGCUGCUGUUGCUGUUGCUGCCUCAUUUAUCAAUUGUCGCAGUUCCACUGGCUUACCUCCCUCCCCACCACCCUUUCCCUUUUCAGCGAUAUAUAGAUAUAUUAGCAUAAUGAAUGUUUUCUCUCCAGAUUAAUUGAUUUUUAAUACGCAGCCAUAAUCGGCGCACGAAAUACGCAUCUACAUCCGAUAUG